AUGCGACCGUCAGGACUUUUGAAAAUACAAAUUUAUGUAGAAAUGGCCGCAUUAAGACACCAAUAUGAGGCACAAGAAUUGUUAAUUUUAUCAGAUAAUUCUUCAUUCCAUAAAUCAUCAAUGGAUCUGCCUGCUUUUUGGGGGGAGGUAGAAAAAUGGGCAAUUUACUUUAAUUUUUAUUGUGGUUUCCAUAAAAGUUUAUUUAAAGUGGAAGGCAGAAUUAUUUCCUGCUGCUUAAAUCAAAUGCUAAAAAUAUCUACAGUGCAAAGAGCAAAAUUACCUUACGUUUUCGAACUUCCAUGGAGUUUUGACGAAGAACUCUCAUUUGUUGAAUGCAGUCGACUUCGCUUCUCUGCCGUACUAAGGAAGUAUAAAACUGUGCAAUUAGAAAUGAAAAUAAACAGAGAAACCCACAAAAUUAUCCAAUGCCUCAGUAAUCUUUUAUCUCAUCAUGCUAGUAGUCCUCUACUAGCCCUUAAAACUGUUGUGCCAACCCACCUCGGACCAAUCAGGAUUGAGGAAAGCGUUCUAACUCCUUCAUUUCUUGUUCAUUGGGCGAAGGAAAUAUUUUUAAAAGGUUUAUGGGAUAACAUAGAUCAAGUGAAUAUGAGAAAAAGUUUUAUACGCAGUUCAUACAGCAUCGGUGUUUGUAGAUAUCUCUUUGUCUUAAAUCGCAGAUUCUUCUUACACUGUAAUGAAUUAUUUUGCUUCAUGACCUAUCGUUUAAACAUCCAAUUCAUUCCCAUUGAAAUUAAAAAGGAAUAA
Messenger RNA from Echinococcus granulosus, 765 nucleotides. RefSeq lists its product as hypothetical. The coding region runs from base 1 to 765 and encodes 254 amino acids. The transcript is spliced from 8 exons. Lineage: Eukaryota; Metazoa; Platyhelminthes; Cestoda; Cyclophyllidea; Taeniidae. The record is from RefSeq and is a predicted model, not a curated record.